This is a messenger RNA of Hirsutella rhossiliensis, 924 nucleotides long. RefSeq names its product etoposide-induced protein 2.4 (EI24) domain-containing protein. NCBI's taxonomy places the organism in Eukaryota, Fungi, Ascomycota, Sordariomycetes, Hypocreales, Ophiocordycipitaceae. The transcript has 2 exons. The coding region runs from base 1 to 924 and encodes 307 amino acids. The record is from RefSeq and is a predicted model, not a curated record. Gene Ontology annotation, cellular component: prospore membrane; ascospore wall; lipid droplet.
AUGGAUGGCACGGUACCCGUCAGCAUCGACUCGGGAUCUCGCCCGCGGGCCUCGUACCCAAAGCGCGCAGCCAUCGGCGCCUCGUACCCGCUCCGCGGCAUCUGGUACUUUGUGCGCAACCGCGAGUUCUGGCCCCUCUUCGUCGGCAGGCUGCUCCCGCUGUCCCUCAUCUCCCUCGUCGUCUACCUCGUCCUCUUCACCUUUGCCUUCCUCCCCCAGUAUGCCUUUCUCGCCAUCUUCCACGGCUGGGGAGCCUGGGUCAACGCCGUCGUCUUGACCCUCGGCGAAGGCCUCGUCAUUAUCCAGGGGCUCUUCGAGGGCUUCUUUGUUGACGAGUGCCGAGUCGACGUCUUUGAUGCAACCAUGAUCAAGCUUGGCCUCCAGCACCUCGUCUCUCCGCACCGGCUCCUCUUCGUCGACGCGUCCAACGCCGUCAAGAUGCUGGGCAAGCCCACCAGCCCCGCCAUCUACCAACCCUGGAGCAUCAUCCAGAUUGUCGAGCUCAUCGUCUUCCUCCCCCUGAACCUGGUCCCGUAUGUCGGAACGCCAGCCUUCAUCAUCAUAACGGGGACCAGAAUCGGCAAGUUGUCGCAUUACCGCUGGUUUCAGCUGCGCGGACUGUCCAAGCACGAGCAGAAGCGAGAGAUUCGGAGCCUCACGUGGGACUAUGUGUGGUUUGGGACCGUGGCCAUGCUCCUCGAGCUCAUCCCUAUCCUGUCCUUCUUCUUCCUCUUGACGACGACGGCCGGCUCGGCUAUGUGGGCAGCGAGGAUGGAAGAGGAGAGGCGCCGCAGCCAGACUGUUGUUGAUCCUCACUUCAAUGCCCGGCUGCCAUCGCACUCGCCGCCAUCGCGCUCGCCGCCAUCGCGCUCGCCGCCAUCGCGCUCGUCACCGCCCCCGCCGUACUCCGACCACGCAGCGUGA